AUGGUCUCCGCAGGGACAGCAGGGUCCAGCACCAAUGCGUCUUCUCCGGGCACCGUGGCCCUCUUUUCGACCAACAAUCUAACUCAAGGCUUCCGAGCCCUCAAGGAGGCCCUGAUGCGACACCGCCGUUCCCGCCCUUCGUACAGAGUGCCCUAUUGGCAAAGGCGUGUUGCCGUUAUGGAGCGAAUCGACGAGAUCGUCCACAUUGCGAACGAGGACGAUAGGUACGGCGAGCCGCAUAUUUUUGAGGAGCCUGAUGCUGAUGGAAGGUGGGAGCUUCACGUUACUGGGUAUUCUGAGCGUCGCCGGUCUAGUAGACGCGUCGAGGCCCCAAGCCACGUUGAGAAUUCCAGAGCGCCGACGACUUCGUCCCAACAGUACUCACUUUCAGAUGAUCUUGCUGCCAGAAGACCUGAUAACGCCUCCAACGCGGCUGCCGAUGGGGCCCGUGGCUUCGGCCAGGACGAAGCUCGCGAUAUAGCGCGGGCCGAGGACUCGUCUCUUCCAUCAGGGUCCGGUGCUCACUUUUCCGAGUCAUCAACCGAAGCCAGACCAUUCGAUACGCAAAACAACACAGACCGUCACAGUGAUAUGGCCGACAGAAACGAGGAGAAUAAUGAGAACCCACAAUCUUUCAACACCACCGACUCGGACGCUUCCGAAAGCGACAGCAGCGACGACGAGGAUGUGGGCGCGGAAGCAGAAGCAGGCGGCGCGGAAUUGGAAAGAAUCUUCCAGCUGUUCGAGGACGUCCCCACGUGCAUCCAAAAGGCCAGGCAUCUUCCCGCUAUAGACAGUGACGAACAUGGAAUCAUGGCUGUCAGCAACCCAGAAUCAGGGUGGAAUCACAUCGACCGGGCGAAAUUGCCGCCAAGAAUACAGAAAUUUCUGGCGGAGUUUACGCUCCAGGACGCCGCAGCUUUCCCUGACGGUGCCUACCCAGGCCCGGAGCUCAACGGCGACUCUCAUCGCUGGCUACUAGCCACGCCGCGUAAGGAGUUCAUCUGCGACACGUCGACUUUAGACGAGCUUGCGGCAGAUAGCAUACAAAGAGAAAGGCAACUCAUUCGACAAUCGAGGGAAGUCCAGGGCCGCCAGGGCCCUCGGAUCCGUGGAAAUUGCCGGGCUAGUGCCAACCGCCGGCGAGUCAGAGGCCCCAAGUCCCUACCGCAAUGCAGCUGGCAAUUCUGGGGCGAGCCGGAUGACACCAACCGCGGUCCUCAAAUCAUCGUCACUGAGCCGAGCGGAGCUUCCCACUACCUCAUAGACCUCGAAACCUUCUGGCUCAGGGCAAGGCAGCGUCGCGAGUACCGCUCUGGGCAAGCUGUGGGUUACGCCCAGAAGAGCAGGAUAGCGGAUAGGAUGGAGGAAAUAGCCAGCGUCGACAUCCAAGAAAUGGAACUAUACGCCGAAGAUGAGAUCCCCGAGUGCCCUUCGUACACACCAGCUCAUAGCACGAUAUGGUGGCUGAAAUGGGCGAGAAUAUUCCUCGGCCCUGGAGCCCAGCCACGGGGUGUCCUGCCCAUGUAUCACGCACGCUCGUCCUCUGAGGAUUCCGAGAAAGCGAAACUGCUUUGUUAUGACGGCGCUCAGGAGGAAGAGCCACUCGAGGAGAAAGCGGAAACGGCUCCCUCCCUGGGUGUUGUAGGUACUUUGCGGAGACUGGCGUUUUGCUUCUCGAAGUCCUGA
Diaporthe amygdali is the source of this 1689-nucleotide messenger RNA. RefSeq lists its product as uncharacterized. The transcript has 2 exons. NCBI's taxonomy places the organism in Eukaryota, Fungi, Ascomycota, Sordariomycetes, Diaporthales, Diaporthaceae. The coding region runs from base 1 to 1689 and encodes 562 amino acids. The record is from RefSeq and is a predicted model, not a curated record.